Messenger RNA from Vidua chalybeata, 1571 nucleotides. RefSeq names its product replication factor C subunit 3 (gene RFC3). Gene Ontology annotation, biological process: DNA repair; DNA-templated DNA replication. Bases 42 to 1112 code for a protein of 356 amino acids. Gene Ontology annotation, cellular component: nucleus; DNA replication factor C complex. NCBI's taxonomy places the organism in Eukaryota, Metazoa, Chordata, Aves, Passeriformes, Viduidae. The transcript is spliced from 9 exons. Gene Ontology annotation, molecular function: ATP hydrolysis activity; DNA clamp loader activity; DNA binding. The record is from RefSeq and is a predicted model, not a curated record.
AGCACGCCUCCCGCUGCCGGCCCGCGCGCUUUCGGAGCGCCAUGAGCCUGUGGGCCGACAAGCACCGGCCCGGCGCCCUCGCCCGCCUCGACUUCCACCGCGAGCAGGCGGCGCGGCUCCGCAACCUGGUUCAAUGUGGUGACUUUCCUCAUCUGUUGGUGUAUGGACCAUCAGGAGCUGGAAAAAAGACAAGAAUAAUGUGUUUGUUAAGGGAAUUAUAUGGUGCAGGAGUGGAGAAACUGAGGAUUGAGCAUCAGAGUAUAACGGCACCUUCUAAGAAGAAGAUUGAAAUUAGCACCAUUGCAAGUAAUUAUCACCUUGAAGUUAACCCAAGUGAUGCAGGAAACAAUGACCGUGUGGUAAUUCAGGAGCUCUUGAAGACAGUGGCACAGUCCCAACAGCUUGAGACAAGUACUCAACGAGAUUUUAAAGUGGUGCUGUUAACAGAAGUUGACAAACUUACAAAAGACGCUCAGCAUGCUUUGCGAAGAACAAUGGAGAAGUACAUGGCGACCUGCAGGUUGAUCCUGUGCUGUAAUUCAAUGUCAAAAAUUAUAGGACCCAUUCAAAGCAGAUGCCUGGCUGUACGAGUGCCUGCUCCUAGUAUUGAAGAUAUCUGCCAUGUCUUGUCCAGUGUGUGUAAGAAAGAAGGCCUGACUCUUCCUCAGGAACUGGCUCAAAGGAUUGCAGAGAAAUCUGGCAGGAAUCUUCGGAAGGCACUACUUAUGUGUGAGUCAUGCAGAGUACAACAGUAUCCUUUUACUGCUGAUCAAGACAUUCCUGAGAUGGACUGGGAAGUUUAUUUGAGAGAAACUGCAAAUGCUAUUGUUGGUCAACAGACACCACAAAGGCUUUUAGAAGUCCGUGGACGACUUUAUGAACUCCUGACCCACUGCAUCCCUCCUGAGAUUAUAAUGAAGGGUCUCCUGACAGAACUUCUAAAUAAUUGUGAUGGACAGCUGAAAGGAGAAGUUGCACAGAUGGCGGCCUUCUAUGAACACCGCUUGCAACUGGGCAGCAAAGCCAUUUAUCAUCUGGAAGCAUUUGUUGCAAAGUUUAUGGCAAUUUACAAGAAGUUCAUGGAGGAUGGGCUGGAUGACAUAAUGUUCUAACUCUGAUGCCUGAAGUCAUACACAGAAUGUUGUGUCAAGAUACCAAUGGUGUUGCAAAUGUCUAGUUGUCAGUGCUUGAUUACGUGUGGGUCUAGUUCUAAGUCAAAUAUUUUUAUUUUGUGUUUAAUAAAACAAUGUUUGUUCAGCUUUAGAAACCAGAUGGAUUGUUUUGACAGCCACAAAUCCAUCUUUAGAUCCAUACAAAAUGCAUUGGCCUUUCAGAAAGACAACACAUUGCCUUGGAAGAUGUGCAAGAUCAGAGCUGCUUUGCAGUAUUUGUAAGCUGACAUUAAGAAGAGAGAACACUGUGUUCUCUCCAAGGUGCUGUAUGCUUGGUUUUUGUUAAUCACAGAUGGGCAAGGCUGAAGGAAAAAUGUUUUUUCCAUGUUCUGCCAAGUUCCACCUUGAACAUGUAUGUUCUGCCUUCUGAUCUAUACAUCUUAGUGUUUGUCUGGCUUC